Molecule: messenger RNA, 2370 nt
Organism: Talaromyces marneffei
Lineage: Eukaryota; Fungi; Ascomycota; Eurotiomycetes; Eurotiales; Trichocomaceae
Exons: 2
Coding region: 1-2370 (789 amino acids)
Biological process (GO): transcription by RNA polymerase III
Cellular component (GO): transcription factor TFIIIC complex
Molecular function (GO): protein binding
Source: RefSeq, a predicted model, not a curated record
AUGCCACCUCGAAGAUCAACACGCCGCGCCACCACCCGCAAAAGCUAUACCGAAGAUGUAUUUGAAGCAAUCGGACUAGAAGAUGAGGAAGAUGGGGAGCAUAUCGAAAAACCCUCUUCGUCUAAAGAAGCAAAAGACAAAUCAAGGAAGCGACUACGAGAUGAGUCGGAUGAUGAAUUCGUCGAAGAAGAAGCUGCUGCUGCUGCUGCUGAAGCUUCUGGAGAUGAGGAUGAAUCUGUGAAGAUGGAGGAAGCAGCCGAUGAUGAUUUUGAGAAUGAAGGCCAGAACGAUGGUGGUGGCGGUGGAUCAAUUGCUGAAGAACCAGUCACACCUGCCGCUAAAUUUUCAAGACUGUCGAUUGCUGCGCGUAGUAGUCGCACCCCGACCAGUAACGCUGCCAGGCAACGAAGAGACGACGGGACAAUUCUCUUCAAGCCAACUGACACACAUACUCGUGGCGCGUAUAAUCCGUCCGAACAUGUGGGCAAGUCAAUGCAUAUCAAGUUGUCCUUUGGAACGGAUGACCGCGACCUUCUUGCAACAGCAGCAGCUAGGACACAGUGGUCUCUGGGAGCCGAUGCUACCCUUCCUACGAGAGGCACUUUGGAGAAUGCACCGAGUGCUGACGAAUACGGCCCUGGAGCGACACAUGGAGUUUCUGCAGAAGAGCUUGAGCGCGAAGCUACUGAAGCAUGGGAUUGGUAUUACGACGAUAAUUACGGACCUGCGUUUAGAAAGAGACAGCGAGUGGAAAAGAUCGACAAGCAACGAGCGGAGCAAACAUACCUUUACAGGCCACGCAAAGCUCGCCACAAAGUCAUAUACGGACCAAGCGGGAAUUUGUCAACUGCUUAUUUAGGUCAACAUGAAUCAUUGAACUUCGGAGAUGCGUGGAAAUAUCGCGAUGAAACGCAUAAGACGGGGACAGCUUCUGACGCUCCCAAGAAGGGCAGAGGGUGGGCUAAAAUGAAAACGGAAGCUUCAAUUUCUCCAGUGAAUGAUAACGAACCAGCAACACCAACAGAACAGAGACGGAAGAAUCAUUAUGGGUGGAUCUUGAACCUCUCCGGCAAAGUCCAGGCGUUAGGAUGGGCUCCCAAUCAAGACGGUCUGACACAAUAUCUUGCUGUAUCAACGCCAAUCAGCCCGGAACAAGAGAAGGGGCAUAAUCCGCCUGAGCCACCAAGUGCCUCACGCGCUUUCUCUGCCUCUCCGCCGUAUCCAGGAGCUAUCCAGAUUUGGUCUUUUGAUGCUGAGAACCGCAAGGAUGGGAUGGUCAAGACGAUAGACGUGAAAAUCAAGCCAAAACUACGGCUAGUGCUUUGCACGGAUUUUGGGCAUAUAAGAAAGAUCCAUUGGUGUCGGUUCGCUCGAAGACGGCGUGACGAGGAAAUUGAUGCUAGCAGACAUGACCUGGGCUUACUCGCCUGUAUCUUUUCAGAUGGUCGAACAAGGGUGUUCGAUGUCAAAGUGAGCAGAGAUGCGGAAAGCACGGAGUACCUCCAUGUUAAAUCGGCCGCAUUCACCGCUAUACCCUCGCCAACAAUUUCUGCUUGUAUGACUUGGCUAUCACCCACCGACAUAGCAAUUGGCUGCGCGAACGGGUGGGUCGCCGUAUACAAUAUCGCAACAUAUCAGACUACAUCAAAGCCAGGCGGACAGGGAGACGAACCUGUCCCAUAUAUCUACAUACCUAUUCACUCAACGUACCUCACCAACAUCGAAACAGCUUACCCACAAUACCCACAUCUUAUAUCAACUGUAUCAAUGGACGGAAAUACCAGGCUUACCUCUCUACUUGACGCUGUCAAGGACGUAGUAGAGACACAAAGACAACGUCUUGGGGCAAUGCAGAUCUCCUACUACCCUCAUCUACAAGCGUUUGUGUCAAGCGACGAGAAUGACUUUGUGCGCGGAUUGUCCGUCCGCCGAUUCUAUACUGCUACAUCCAUCGGCAAGAUCCCGAGCACGAUAACAACCAUUGCCAGCGGAAGUCUCUGGCAUCCAUCUGUUAUGGUUGGUUGUACUGAGGGUUCUAUAUAUUGCUUUAAUCCGCUUCGUAGGUUCAUGCACUCCAAGGAAGCAUAUUAUCAUGCAAGGUGGUUCCUACACGAAUGGGCUGUAGGGAAAGAUGUGGAGACACCCAAUACGAGCCGCUUCACGGAUGACCUGGAAGUGGAAAAUUUGAGUCUGGUGCGAAAUACAGAAGGUGGCAAGAUUGUGAAUGGUGUGAUGACUAUUACGAUAUAUGAUGAGCAGCAGCAUGUUCUUGCUCUUAAUUGGAAUCCUAAUCAGCAUUGUGCAGGUUGGGCAGCUGCUGGCUUGGGGUCUGGAUUGGUACGUGUGGAGGAUUUGGCGAUGUUUCAUUAG